Molecule: messenger RNA, 1734 nt
Organism: Microthlaspi erraticum
Lineage: Eukaryota; Viridiplantae; Streptophyta; Magnoliopsida; Brassicales; Brassicaceae
Source: the annotation of a GenBank genome assembly
AUGGUGAAGAAGGAGAGGAGCGCAAAUGUGUCCGGGAAACCAAAGCAUUCGCUCGAUGCGAAUCGUGCCGAUGGGAAAAAGAAAACCACCGAAGGGCGUUCCGCCAGCACAGUUCGCCGGCUUAAGAUGUACAACGUUCGGGUGAAUAGAAGACCCGACGGUAAAAUCAUUAGCAACGAGUAUCAGUCCAAGGAAUUGCCCAACACGCGAAUCCAACCCGAUCGGCGAUGGUUUGGCAACACUCGUGUUAUCGGUCAGGAACAGAUUAAAACAUUCAGGGAGGAGCUGGAGAAGACGAGGUCUAACACUUUCAAUGUCAUUAUGAAGGAGAGGAAAUUGCCGAUGUCUCUUUUGACUGAUAACAAGAAGCAAGCGAGAGUUCACUUGCUCGACAUGGAGCCAUUUCAAGAUGCUUUUGGAAAGAAAACAAAGAGGAAGCGCCCAAAGCUUGUGGCUUCUGAUUACGAAGCUCUGGUGAAGAAGGCAUCUGACUCUCAGGAUGCAUUCGAGGAGACGAAUGGGGAAACAACCUUUGGUGAAGGAGGAGAAGAGCAAGAUGGGUUUAGAGACCUUGUGAGGCAUACAAUGUUUGAGAAGGGACAGAGUAAGCGAAUUUGGGGUGAGCUUUACAAAGUCAUAGACUCCUCUGAUGUAAUUGUUCAGGUUUUAGAUGCUAGGGAUCCGCUAGGUACUAGGUGUCUUCACAUGGAGAAAACUUUGAAAGAGCAUCACAAACACAAGCACAUGAUUCUUCUGUUGAACAAGUGUGAUCUUGUACCGGCUUGGGCUACAAAAAAAUGGUUGAGAAUAUUAUCCAAGGAAUAUCCAACUCUGGCAUUCCAUGCAAGCGCUACCAAGGCAUUCGGAAAGGGGUCACUUCUCUCAGUCUUGAGACAGUUUGCUCGUCUUAAAAGCGACAAGCAAGCCGUGUGUGUGGGAUUUGUCGGGUAUCCAAAUGUUGGGAAAUCAUCAGUUAUCAACACUUUGCGUACUAAAAAUGUUUGCAAGGUUGCUCCAAUUCCAGGGGAGACCAAGGUUUGGCAAUACAUCACACUCACCAAGAGGAUUUUCUUGAUCGAUUGUCCUGGAGUUGUAUACCAAAGCCAUGAUUCUGAGACAGAUAUCGUCCUCAAGGGAGUGGUAAGAGUUACAAACCUGGCUGAUGCAUCUGAGCAUAUUGGAGAAGUCCUGAGGCGUGUCAAGAAGGAACACUUGCAGAGAGCCUAUAAAAUAAAAGACUGGGUGGAUGAUCAUGACUUUCUCCUUCAGCUAUGCAAAGCGUCUGGCAAACUUUUAAAGGGUGGAGAGCCUGAUUUGACGACAGGAGCAAAGAUGAUACUCCAUGACUGGCAAAGAGGUCGCAUACCAUUCUUUGUCAAACCUCCUGAGGAAGACGAUGUGGCUUCUGAGGAAGCAGAAGCAGGAGAAGAAGAAAUCACAGUGCCAGGUAUCGAUAAGGAAGCCAUUGCUGACAACAGUCAGUCAGCUGCUGCGUUGAAAGCAAUUGCUGGCAUCAUGUCUUCCCAACAACAGAAUGGUGUUACUGUCCAAAGGAAUUUCUUCGACGAUGAUAAAAAAGCAAAGGUUUCAACUGAAACUAAGGAUGAAAACGUAACCGAUGCACAAGAAGCUGAGGAGGAUGCUGAGUCAGAAGAUGGAAUGGCAAGUGAGAGUGAUUCAGAUGAGGAUGUUGUGCAAGAAAAUGAUGAGGAAAACGAGUCAGAUUCUGCUUAG